Molecule: messenger RNA, 228 nt
Organism: Mycosarcoma maydis (corn smut)
Lineage: Eukaryota; Fungi; Basidiomycota; Ustilaginomycetes; Ustilaginales
Exons: 3
Coding region: 1-228 (75 amino acids)
Source: RefSeq, a predicted model, not a curated record
AUGGCGAUGCGUGGGGGCCAAGGGAUGGACGGUGGUGAAGAGGGAUGUUGCAAACGAGAGGAUAACAAACCAAAGUGUGAGGAUAGAGUUGACAGAGUUUUAUUGACACUGGAUGCGGUGCUCGAAUUGAGCGAGCAAGCGAGUGAGCGAGUGAGCGAGACGGACCUGCUCGAAAACAAGGACCAGGACCAGGACCAUGAAAGCGAGUCGCACAUGAUUCACAAAUAA